Aspergillus saccharolyticus JOP 1030-1 is the source of this 1090-nucleotide messenger RNA. RefSeq lists its product as uncharacterized. The transcript has 4 exons. The record is from RefSeq and is a predicted model, not a curated record. Bases 81 to 857 code for a protein of 258 amino acids. NCBI's taxonomy places the organism in Eukaryota, Fungi, Ascomycota, Eurotiomycetes, Eurotiales, Aspergillaceae.
CGUCUCUCCUUUCGCUCGGGUUCCUUCCUCUCAUUUGUCCUUGCUUCCCAAAACCAAGUUCCACCUUUGCGUCGUUCACGAUGUUCCAUUUCAAAAAGCUCUUCGUUUUCCUUCUGGUGUUUGGAUUGUUCAUGCAGAUCGCUGUGACGGAGUCUCUGGAUUCCUCUUCCACUGAUGUCGUCAAUGUUGAUAACGCUUCCAAGAGCGGUGCGCACGCUGAUGGUGAGGGUGGUGCCACCGCUGUGACUUCCACUAAAGAUGUCAACAACGACAACACCCUGGACUCGCUCGACGGCACCGGCAUCGAGAACAAGAAUCAGACCCUGGAUGGAGGAGAGGGUGAGUUCGGGAUUAAAGGGUUCCAAAAUGGUCAAGUGCCGCUGAUCCCGCGCGGUGAUGGAACUGAGGAAAUCGAUGAUCAGGAUGAUGUCAGCGGCCUUGAUGCUCCUGAUGGGUGGAAUGUCACUGAUAUGUCGAACACCACUGAUGUUUCGAAUACCACUGAUGUUUCGGACCCCACUGAUGACUUGGACACCACUGAUGAGCCGGACACCACUGCAUCUGAUCUGGAUACCACCGCCAAUUCGAACAUCAUUGAUGUUUCAGAUACCACCGACGACCAGAGUACCGAGUCAUCGAACCACUUGCCUGGGGCACCGGUGCCGCGUGACGUACUGCCUGACUGGCACAAGUGUAAUUGCCCGUCCGGUCUGACCCAAUGCCACUGCCGGAGAAUUGGUGACCGAUGCUCGUGCUCAAGAUACACAAGCAAAUUGACCCCUCGCGCGGCCACAGACAGCACUGAGUACUCGGACACCGACGAGCAACUGGCCACUGCUAAGGAAGACGAGAAUUGAUUGCUGUGAAUGGUUCCCGGUGAUCUGGGUCGCAAGGCUCGGUACACUGGUCAUGGCAGAUGCAUGCGUGGAAGGCAGACCAAAUGUUCUGUCCGUGUUCGUGCGGGAACUAAACUGGUUUGGUUGCAUCUUGACAUGUUUGAGGGAGGCUAAUGUGAUUGAGUUAUGCUCGAUUAUUUCUUGUUGAGGCCUUAGGACUUUUGUUCCGAGGAUCACUGCCGGAUGAUAUGUUG